This is a messenger RNA of Hemicordylus capensis (graceful crag lizard), 4961 nucleotides long. It is a transcript of the gene GPR155, whose product is annotated as G protein-coupled receptor 155. Lineage: Eukaryota; Metazoa; Chordata; Lepidosauria; Squamata; Cordylidae. The coding region runs from base 1 to 2844 and encodes 947 amino acids. Gene Ontology annotation, cellular component: membrane. Gene Ontology annotation, biological process: transmembrane transport; intracellular signal transduction. The transcript has 16 exons. The record is from RefSeq and is a predicted model, not a curated record.
AUGCCGCCUGGCUCGCCCUUGGAAAGCAGGCAGCAGCUGCAGCCCUUGCAGGGUAAUGAAGGGCUGAGGGCGCGCGGGGUGGGCUGGCAGGAGCUCCGGUGCCUGCCAAGUCCUGGGACCGCGUCAUGCCAGGGGGAAGGCAGAGCAGCGCGCGAAGACGAAGCUCCCACUCGCCUGCCUCGGAAGCACCGUCGUGCCAUGCAGACGCGCCUGAGUUGGGACUGGGGCUGUGAGUCAGAUAAGAAUUCAGACGGUACAUUUGAAGAAGUCAACGCCGAUAUCUUCACGCAGAUUAGCAUAAAGAAUCCCUCUUCUUCAGCCAACAUGUCUGGUCUUGUUUCGGGGAAAUUUGGGUACCAGCUGAACUUAACUAGUAGUUCUCCUUCUAUGUCAAUAAGUAAACUUUUCCCAGCCUUGUUACAAUGCUUUGGCAUAAUCCUUUGUGGAUAUAUAGCUGGAAGAGUGAACAUCAUCACAUCAACUCAAGCCAAAGGAUUAGGAAACUUUGUCUCCCGCUUUGCACUCCCAGCUUUAUUGUUCAAAAACAUGGUGAUACUGAAUUUUUCCAAUGUGAAUUGGUCCUUCCUCUACAGCAUCCUGGUUGCCAAAGCAUCAGUCUUCUUCUUAGUCUGUGUUUUGACAUUGUUGGUAGCCACGCCUGAGAGGCGGUUUAGCAAAGCGGGACUGUUUCCUAUUUUUGCUACUCAGAGCAAUGACUUUGCACUGGGAUAUCCUAUAGUUGAAGCUUUAUAUCAAACAACGUAUCCAGAGUAUCUCCAGUACAUUUACCUGGUAGCACCAAUAUCUCUUAUGAUGCUAAACCCCCUAGGAUUUAUCUUCUGUGAAAUACAAAAAUCAAGAGACAAUCAGAAUCUCUCUCACAGCAAAAUCAAGAUUGUGGGACUCGGGUUGCUUCGGGUGUUACAGAACCCAAUUGUAUUUAUGGUCUUCAUAGGAAUUGCCUCAAACUUCCUUCUCUCCCAGAAGAUUCCAGAAUACCUGGAGAACUUCCUUGAUGGACUUGCCAGUUCAUUUUCUGGUUCAGCACUUUUUUAUCUGGGGCUCACUAUGGUGGGUCAAAUAAAGAAACUGACAAAGGGUACAUUUGUUGCACUGAUUCUUCUCAUCACAGCUAAACUACUAUUGAUGCCACUUCUAUGCAGGGAAAUGGUGGAAUUGUUGGACAAGAGUGACAGCUUGGUCAACCAUACCAGUUUAUCAAACUAUGCAUUUCUCUAUGGAGUCUUUCCAGCAGCCCCUGGCGUGGCUAUAUUUGCAACACAAUUUAACAUGGAAGUAGAAAUUAUAACUUCUGGUAUGGUCAUCAGCACUUUUGUCUCUGCUCCCAUCAUGUACGUUUCUGCUUGGCUAUUAACCAUUCCCUCUAUGGAUCCAAAGAGACUGGCAUCUGCAGUCCAAAAUGUUAGCUUUGACAUUAGUAUUGUCAGUCUUGUCUCUUUGAUUUGGUCCCUUGCUGUUAUCCUGUUGAGUAAAAAAUACAAACAGCUUCCUCACAUGCUUACAACCAACUUACUCAUUGCUCAGUUUGUUGCCUGCAUUGGAAUGGUGAUGUGGAAUUUCACUAUUAAGGAGAGAAGUAUCACACUGCAGAUUCUUGUGUUCAUAUUUCUAUACAGUUCGCUUUACAGUGCUUUUUUGUGGACAGGUCUCUUAUCUCUCUCUCUCUUGCUUUUGAAAAGAAGAGAAGCCAUAAAGAUCCCUGUUGGAUUUAUAAUUAUAGUUGGUUGGGGCAUCCCAGCAGUUCUUGUUGGAAUCCUGCUAAUAGCUGGUCAACGAAAUAAUGAUGUCAUUGACUCUGCAUUCUUUUAUGGAAAACAUCAGAUGAUUAUCACAGCAGUCAUCGUAUUCAUCAGCAUAUUGAUGUCGGGUGUGUCACUCAUGUGUAUGAACAGAUCUGGAGUGGAAUCCAACUAUGAGGCAUUGAACCAGCAUUCCCAACACAGUAGAACAGACGACUCUGAAAGGGAAGUGAAUGAGCAAAGCAGAUCUUCAACCAGUACUUCUCAUUCAUUGACAAUAAAUUCUUCCAUGGAAAGAGAGUGCAGUCACUGUCAACAGCCAAAUGGAGAGUUAUGCUGUUCUGAAGGAGAGCCAGCCUCUGGUACUUGUGCCAAUGAUAACUGCACUCCCUCAAUUGAGACUGCAAACCGAUGUUUAAGUCCGUGCAGUUCUCAGACCUGCAUACUGGCUCAGGAGGAACAGCGUCUGCAAACUGGAGACAGGCAGCUGGCUAGACAUGUGUUGCUAUGCUUGUUGCUUGUGGUGGGCCUCUUUGCUAAUCUAUCCAGUUGUUUGUGGUGGCUGUUCAACCAAGAACCGGGAAGACUCUAUGUGGAACUGCAGUUCUUCUGUGCUGUAUUUAAUUUUGGUCAGGGAUUCAUUUCUUUUGGAAUUUUUGGUUUAGACAAACACUUAAUUAUUAUUCCAUUCAAAAGGAGGUUUGAGUUCCUCUGGGGUAGUAGAGAAACAGAGGAACGUCAGGCUGCUUCUGUACCUGAGGAAAUCCGGAUGACGUGCCAACAGUUUGUCAAUUACCACAAAGAGAUGUGUGUCAGGAGCGUUGUGCAAGACAGAAGGUGUGGCACCAAGACUACGACUGGGGUCUUCUUUGGCUCUGAUCUGGUGAACUGGCUCAUCGAAGUUGGCCUUGCCUUAGACCGUGGAGGAGCAGUGAUAUAUGGUGACAGACUUCUGAAAGGAGGCAUCAUCCAGCAUAUUGCCAAUGAGUUUGAAUUUCGGGAUGAGCAGUUGUACUAUCGUUUUAUUCCUCUGAGAUCUGCAGCAAAAGAGAGCCAUAGAAAUGAGGAUGUACUUAGAAGCUAGCCAGGGAGGGUUUGCCCCAACUCCUUUGGAGACCUAAAGCAUGCCCUUUUUUUUUUUUAACAUAUCCUCUCAGUCGCAGUAUGGUUCUGUUAGUCGCCUACCCAAAGAGAAUUAUGUCUCACAUGUAUUGAAUGCUGGCUGAAACAAGUCACUUCAGGGAAUUAUUUUGAAUCAUGGAAAUUAAAAGGUGUAAUAUACUCAGUACUCAGGUGGUGUUGGUUUUUUGGUUUGGGGGAAAAGGGUUCUGGCCUAUUCUUCCAUUUUUGGAGAUUAAAUUCUCUUAUUUGUACUGAUAUAAUGACUGUGAAGACUGAUGUGGAGACGGAGGAUCAGAACAGAAAAAUAAGCAGAUUUCAGAUGUCAGUAGCUCCAGAGCUUGUAUAAACAAGCUAGGCCUUUUACAGAAUGAAAAAAAAAAAACAAGCUGCAAUCCUGUGCAAUCCUCAGGCUGUUUAAAUUCCACUGAAGUCAAUAGGAUUUAAGCAGCCCAGUUUUGCACAGUACUUGCUGCUGUAGCAUAACUUAUCUGUCAGUUUUCCUCAGUUCAUAAAUUGCUCUGAGAGGAGCGAUUGACUUGUAACUACUGAAAAUUGAGCCAUUCGUUUUCAAACCUCAAGGUACUAAACAUGCUCUGACUUCAUUUACUGUCUCUGAGGCUGUGGUUACUCUGCACCUCUUAAUUAGUUGAAAAGCCUAUUUAAAAAACCAAAUACUUGAAUUAGGUUUGAGUGCUCUUUUCAAUAUGCAAUUUAAAGGACUGUUACAUUUUGUGUUAGACAACUUUGCAAUAUGGAUUUGAAAAACUCCAUCCUUCGAGAUUCCUUAAUGGAUAAAAUGCAGUCCAAUGCCAAUAACUAUCCACCAUACAGCAUCUAUAUUUUUAUGCUUCUCUUGCUUACAUAAAGGCAUACUGAUUUUUUUUUAAAGUCCUUUAUCUUUUUACAAGAGAAUAGCCAUUAUGACCUUUUUAAGAAGGUGAGACAAGAGUGUCAAACACUUCCCAUACAGUUAUUAAUUACCAGUGUGACUGGUGUACCGUCAGUUUGUAACAGGACUCCGUUUCUUUAUUUUCUAUAAUUAGAAUGGGGCGUUGCUAUAAUUGAACAGGGGAGGAAAUGUCUCUGGGUCCAUGGGGCAAGGGCACUGGCUGGAAAACAGCCCUCUCUUCACACUUUACUCCCAUCUCCCUGACUCAGCAGUAAGUUGCUGGCUCCUGAUUGGAGUGUGGAGAGUCGUGUGUGAUACUGUUUGUGUAAGAGUGAUAGAAAGGGCAUGCCAAGAAUGUCCCCUCCCCUCCCCCACCACCACUGUGUCCAUAUAGUUCUUCUGCAAAAUCACAGCAGGGCGGAGGGAGACAGAAAAGAUAACAAGGGGCCCUUCUUAACUGCUUGUCCCAGGACCCACUUCAACUUUGCUAUGUCCCCAAAUCAGAGAUCUUUAUUGGUUAUCUUCCUUUGGCCCUUAUAUAUAUAUUUUACAGCUGGGUGGUAUAUUUAUUUUGUUCUCAUAGCUGUAUGGAUGGUAUUUGAAAUACAGGCUUCUUGAAUUUGUGGCUGUUAUUCCCUAAUAGUAGGAGUUAAGCCUAAAGUAUCAUCAAUGUUUCAGUAGCCACAAACCAUGUACAGCAACAUGCAUGUUGUCCAACAUGUAAUUGUGUUACAUUGAUGUCUCACUCAGCUGACGGCACAUACGGAAAAUAUUUCUUCUAUAUUGUAUGCAAACUGAUAUAUCUUCCACAAUGAAGAAACUGUGUUCAUAGUAAAGUGUGGUUUAAUCUGAUCUGUAGCUGAAAUGGGAAGAGUGCUGCUCUUACUAGGGGCGUAGCUAUAAUUGAGCAAAAGGGUUCAAAGAACAUGGGCCCCCAGCUCCUGAGGACCCUCCAGCUCCAUCCCUCCCUAUUUUCUUCAUUGUCUCCCUCACUCUAGGUGGCCACCAGAGAGAGGGGUGAACACAGGGCCCCCUCUCCCCUAGCUACGCCCCUGGCUCUUAUUUUUCUGAAAAUCGUGAUUCUUUCUAUUUUAAGAGGAAUUAUGGAGAAAUGUGUUUUGGAAGUUGUACAUAUUUCUGCAUUCUCAAUGUCCCAGUUUCUCAAUAAAUACAGAUGUUUUAUCUUGUCA